Molecule: messenger RNA, 1559 nt
Organism: Daphnia magna
Lineage: Eukaryota; Metazoa; Arthropoda; Branchiopoda; Diplostraca; Daphniidae
Exons: 8
Coding region: 555-1559 (334 amino acids)
Source: RefSeq, a predicted model, not a curated record
UACAUUAUACGAACUAAAUAGGUCCCGUGCACGUCGCUAGCCGGACCACGUCGAUAACAUUUUCCGUUUUUUUUUAUCGAAUUCCCAAAUUUUUUGAUUUACUUAUGAAUUGAUCGUAUGCGUUAUUGAAUUUCUCGUAAUGUUCAUUUAUGACAUUGCUACUUUUUUUCGAAAAUUAUUCGUAAAUUAGAAUUUACACGGUAACUGCAAGGCUUUGUUAUAAUGAUGUUUUCGGAUUGAAAACGUUCCGCGACACGCUUUGCCGUUGGCAACUUCCAUGGUGAUUUCCACAAGAUACCACCCCAUGUUCCAAAUACAUGAAAUACCGGGUCCCCAAUAGAUUAACUGUAGUGUUGCUAUCGUCUAUCGUUAUCCUUAUCCCCUCACCUCUUCCAACAUGGUCUCCACGGUAUAUACCGACCGUUCGGUAAGAUUGCGUUCCUGCUUUCCCUCUCUGUAGUCCUAUCUACAAGUAGUGCCGCCAAUGGCCGAAGGAGGAAUUAAAAGCUUCUAAACAGUUUUGACAAACGAAAUUUACUGGCGGUAAUUUACAAAUGGUUACUACUUUGUGCUCAAGAAUUCCACGCCCUGAUCCACUGCCCAAAAACCUAUCUGAUCUGAUAAAACAGGAUAAUCUUCAUGAGAAUAAAAAAGCUAUUGCUCUGGGGGAAAAACCGCCUGUUGCUAAAGUGACAUCAGCAGCAAGGAAACAAGCUGAGCUGAGACUGAAAAAAAGAGAAAAUAUGACAGCUGAAGAAAUCAAAAAAUGGGAUGAACUAGGUGCUGCUGUAAAAACAUUCAAACAAGCCCAGGGAAAGGGUUCUAAGUCUGUCGGAAACUCUUCCAUUAACAUCAACCCUGCAAAGCAACCUACACCACCCAGGUCAAUGAGAGGAGGUCAUGAAAUGAGUUCCAACUCUGCUGCAACAUCUAAAGAGAACUGUCCCGAAAAGCAGAAUACACCUUCCAGGAGAAUGCCCAUCUCUCCUCUUCAUAUCAGUCCUAAUCCGCAGUCUACAUCACAAAAUUUGUACACCAACAACGCAGGGUCAAUCAUAGGAGGACUACAUGAAACUAGUUCUAUUUCUGCUGCAAGCUCUAAAGACAACAGCCCUGAAAAGGGUUCUAAGUCUGUCGGAAACUCUUCCAUUAACAUCAGCCCUACAAAUAAGCAUACACCACCCAGGUCAAUGAGAGGAGGUCAUGAAAUGAGUUCCAGCUCUACUGCAACAUCUAAAGAGAAAUGUCCAGGAAAGCAGCAUACACCUUCUAGGAGAAUGCCCAUCUCUCCUCUUCAUAUCAGUCCUAAUCCGCAGUCUGCAUCACAAAUACAUGGGAUUGUUGAUAACCUUUGUCCAAAUGGCUUUCCUACCGAUUUGAUCGAGAUUCGAACAUCGAACCUUUCGCAUCACCGGCUAACCAUUACACCACCGUUGACAUGCGAUGCAAUGGGAAAACAUGGGGCCGUAUGGUGUGGCUCAGAGAAAACUUGUCUUGCUAGGGAAGAGCCAAAGCAUCUUGAUAUAGUAAUGAUUUUUCGAGAAUCGCUAGUGGCCUGA